AUGUUUUCCGACAGCACCAUUCGUCCUUCUCUCUCUAGACCAGGUAGCCGAAAUCGACCGUCAAUAUGCCCGUCUCUGUCGCGGCUGCACACCGACAUACCUUGGAACCCUGGCUUUAUUGUUGACAACGCUGAUGAACGGUCGCCAACGAAAAUGAUUGAUUUGGUCACUCCACAUCAUGGUAAUGGUGAUGGAGCCACCCACCUCAUCACACACCUCGAGUCACCACUAUCAAGCUCAAGCCCAAGCUCAAUGUCGACCACAGGUUCCCCAAAACCCGUGGUAAUGAAUCCAAACCAGUUCCCCAAGAGGUCUCCUUGUUUCGUCCACUCGCAUCUAGAUAAGGGCGCUUCUCUACAAGAUUGGCUCCGGGACAAGGAAAAGGAAGUCCUAGGCAUCGACCUCGGCAUCGCGAAGUCGCUCCAGAGUACCAAGCCCAAAGAUCACAGCUUCUACCCGUCCAAUACUCCAGAGUUGCCAUGUGCGGAUCGCGCAGAGCCUGUGAUAGCCGAGAGUGGCGAGGACGAGGUCCACGGUGGAAGCUUAACAAGACAAUUGGCAGAGACUGCUACAGGUGUUCGAGAACUGAGUCGACAGCUUGGUCGGGCCAGGAUUCGAACUAACAUACAAAGUGUCUUAAUCGUGACCAAGGCUCGGGACAACAGACUCAUUAAACUCACCCGAGACUUGGCUCUCUAUUUCAUGCUUAAGCCUCGUCAUGGGGACCGCGGUCUUGUGGUUUAUGUUGACCAUCAACUACGAACGUCGAGGCGGUUUGACGCAACUGGAAUACAUCGCGAUCACCCUGAGCUUUUUCGGCCAGUUCCAAGACGAAGGUCGACAAAUUCUUCCGUUUCGUCGUUGCAGGAUGAAAGCACCGGCGUCGGAGAAGGUCAACUCAGGUACUGGACAAGCGAUAUGUGCGCCCGCAGUGCACACCUGUUCGACUUCGUUGUCACGGCAGGUACACCGACUCUCGGAGGUGACGGGACAGUCCUAUUUACUUCUUGGUUGUUCCAAAGAAUCGUCCCUCCUGUCCUCCCGUUUGCACUUGGCUCGCUGGGCUUUCUGACGAACUUUGAUUUCGCGGACUAUCCUGCUGUCGUCGACUCGUGCAUCGAUGCAGGGAUCCGCGUUAACCUGCGAAUGCGCUUUACGUGCACUAUUUACCGUGCGACAUUGGAGAAACGCAAUUACAAGAAAGCGGUCAAGAAGGGCGAAACAGGAGAAAUCAUGAUGAAAGAUAUAAGAAACGGUGGGUGGGAAGCUGUGGAAGCAGGUUGGUCUGGAGGAUCGGCCUCCCAAGACGUCGGCAAAUGCAUGAAAGACAAAGAAAUUAUGUGCUUCACUACGAGGCCGGUGGAAAGUUUCGAAGUAUUAAAUGACCUUGUCGUGGAUCGAGGACCCAGCCCUUAUGUCAGUUUGUUGGAACUUUUUGGUGAUGAGCACCACAUGACAACUGUGCAAGCGGAUGGUCUCUGUGUUGCCACUCCUACAGGUUCAACGGCGUAUUCACUGUCUGCUGGUGGCUCCUUGGUUCAUCCUGAAAUCCCCGCCAUGCUUAUCACCCCUAUAUGUCCUCAUACUCUUUCCUUUCGACCCAUGCUCCUCCCAGAUAGUAUGGAACUACGUAUAUGUGUUCCGUACAACUCACGCAGCACCGCUUGGGCUUCGUUUGAUGGCCGGGGGAGGGUAGAGUUGAAGCAGGGCGACCAUGUCAAGAUCACUGCUUCCAAAUUCCCAUUUCCGACCGUCUGCGCCGAUAAGCAGUCGACGGACUGGUUCCAUUCCAUCUCGCGUACUUUGAAGUGGAAUGAACGGGAGCGACAGAAGUCGUUUGUUGUGGUCGAGGAAGGUUCUCCGGCUAAAAGGAUCGUGAAAGAGGGUGGUUCAGACAGUGUUGUGUCAAUCGAGGAAGAUGAAGAAGACGGGAGUGAGGAUGAGGAUGAUUUUGAUAUCCAUGAUUCAUCUCCAGAGGCUCCUACGAAUGGGGGACCCACCCGCCUGCCACAUGAACAAAACGAGAGGGACGUUGCAAUAGGAACUGCCAAAGUUCAAGAAGAUACAUCUAGGGACGACAGCCUUUCCACCCCCGAACUAGCUGCACUUGCCCUUGUCGGGGGACGGAACAUGAAGAAGGCCGGACGCUCAAAGUCGAGGUCACGAUCGAGAUCUGGUCUCCGUUCAGGUGUCGAUACUCCCGGACGCUUCGCCGGGCCUACCCACUCUCCUCCUCAGAUUAUGCGACAUCAGGGACAAUACACCGCGCUUGGUCCAACCCCACCGUCACCCACUCAGUCAGACUCAUCCAAUGAUUCGCUAGCAACUAUGGACCUGGCCCAACGAGGGGCGCGCGAUGAUAUUCACAGCUGUGAACAUUAUUCCAGCAGUCGUAGCCGCAUUCCCAGGGACAGAGAGUAUGAAGACAACCCGCAAACGCCCACUGUUCCCGUUACUGCUCCUGUGAGAAACCGCCAACACAGGAGUAGCUCCAGGGAUCGUCACGAACACCAGCCAUGUCGUGCAUUUGCGGUGUGGGGAAAUGAUGAAAGCGACAGCAAUACAAGUGACGACAACUGA
This is a messenger RNA of Pisolithus orientalis, 2580 nucleotides long. RefSeq lists its product as uncharacterized. The record is from RefSeq and is a predicted model, not a curated record. The transcript has 7 exons. The coding region runs from base 1 to 2580 and encodes 859 amino acids. Gene Ontology annotation, biological process: NADP+ biosynthetic process; NAD+ metabolic process. Gene Ontology annotation, molecular function: NAD+ kinase activity. Lineage: Eukaryota; Fungi; Basidiomycota; Agaricomycetes; Boletales; Pisolithaceae.